Lactuca virosa is the source of this 1222-nucleotide messenger RNA. The record is from the annotation of a GenBank genome assembly. Lineage: Eukaryota; Viridiplantae; Streptophyta; Magnoliopsida; Asterales; Asteraceae.
CCUUCGCCACCUGCACCAAUCUCUAGUUUCAUUGUUGUUGGGGAGCUGAAAUUUGAUCCUCUUCUUCUUCUUCUUCUUGAUUGAGUUUGUAUCAAUUGAUAAUGGCGUCGUUGGCGCUGGGAACGAGGCGUUUCGCCGCUUUCGAAUAUACAUCAGUGGGUGGAAGCUCGUUGCUGCGAUGGUGGGAUGAGAUCGACGAAUCGCCACUAUGGCAGGAAGGAGUUUUCUACGCUCUCUGUGCUGCUUAUGCACUCGUGGCUCUAAUUGCGCUGGUGCAACUUAUUCGCAUUCAAUUGAGAGUGCCAGAAUACGGAUGGACAACACAAAAAGUUUUCCACUUGAUGAAUUUUGUGGUCAAUGGAUUAAGAGCUCUUCAAUUUGGAUUUUACUGGUUUGUUUUUCACAACGAGCCAAAAGUAUUAGAUAUAAUACUUCUUGAUUUUCCUGGUCUUCUAUUUUUCUCAACAUACACGUUACUUGUGUUAUUCUGGGCUGAGAUAUACCAUCAGGCAAGAAGCCUCCCAGCUGAUAAACUCAGACCUGCAUAUUUCAUUGUCAAUGGAGCUGUAUACUUCCUUCAGAUUUGCAUCUGGAUAUAUAUGAGAUUCAGCCCUGUUGGUGUGGAGAUUGCUGAACUCUUUUUUUCAGUUAUUUCAUUCUGUGCUGCUCUGGGAUUCAUUAUAUAUGGUGGGAGGUUGUUUGUGAUGCUUAGGCGCUUUCCAAUUGAAUCAAGAGGUCGCCAAAAAAAACUGCAUGAGGUGGGAUUUGUGACAGGAAUUUGCUGCACAUGUUUCUUAAUAAGAUGUGUGAUGGUUGCCAUAUCUGCUUUUUAUGAGGAAGCCGAUAUUCACGUUCUGGAUCAUCCCAUUCUUGAUUUUGUCUACUACAUGAUCGUAGAGAUCAUACCAUCUGCUCUGGUGCUUUUCAUUCUCAGAAAACUUCCUCCAAGACGCAUGUCGGAUCAUUAUCAUCCAAUCAAAUGAUGCCACCUGGCAUCACCUUUUUUCCUGUAUAUCAAGUUUGAGUGUUUCACAGCUUAUGGUGCGAAUGUGUUUUGUUUUAAUAUUCAUGUUUUGUUGAGAAUAAGAUUUUAAAAAAUCAUCAGCUGUAUGUCUUGCUUGCUAACAGCAUGACCAACAUAGAAGACAUUUUUUCAGGUAUUUUUGUAAUUCCAGAGUUUUUUUUGGGACCGGAUUUUUAAAUUUGAUUUUUUUAUUUGUCA